Molecule: messenger RNA, 1085 nt
Organism: Lucilia cuprina (Australian sheep blowfly)
Lineage: Eukaryota; Metazoa; Arthropoda; Insecta; Diptera; Calliphoridae
Product: phospholipase A1 VesT1.02-like
Exons: 2
Coding region: 2-1030 (342 amino acids)
Biological process (GO): lipid metabolic process
Molecular function (GO): lipase activity
Source: RefSeq, a predicted model, not a curated record
CAUGAAGUACUACUUGCUGUUGGCCGGCCUCUUUUUGGGAACAGCUCUUGCUGCUGUUAUACCCGAGGAAGAACGUAUAAAUGGUGAAAAUGGCUGGUAUGUACCACGUAUUGAUGGCUCUUUUGAUUGGGUUGAUUUAGAGGAAGCUGAAUCAUAUUUGGAAUCUAAACAAAUGAUGGAAGGACGUUUAACCAUUAACCCAGUUACCUUUUACUUAUACACUAAAUCCAAUCCCAAUGAACAUCAUGAAAUCAAAAUGUCUAGAAAAUCCAUAGAAGCUUCACAUUUCAAUGCUAAACAUCCCACCAGAAUAACCAUCCAUGGUUGGACCAAUAGUAAAGACGAUUAUAUUAAUACUGGGGUACGUCAAGCUUGGUUGUCUCAUGGUGAUUACAAUAUGAUUGUUGUUGAUUGGGGCCGUGCUCGCUCUGUAGAUUAUGCCUCUUCGGUUGUAGCCGUUCCUGGUGUCGGUAAAAAGGUAGCUGAAAUGGUUGACUAUUUGGUCAAGGAAUUCCACUUAAAUUUAGACACUUUAGAAAUAAUUGGCCACAGUUUGGGCGCCCAGGUUGCUGGUUAUGCUGGCAAAAAUAUUAAAUCCGGCAAAGCUCACACUAUUGUAGGUUUAGAUCCUGCUCUUCCUCUUUUCAACUACAAUAAACCCCACAAACGUUUGUCCAGCACUGAUGCUCACUAUGUUGAGUCUAUCCAAACUAAUGGCGGUAAAUUGGGUUUCCUGAAACCCAUUGGUAAGGGAGCUUUCUAUCCUAAUGGUGGUAAGAAACAGCCUGGUUGUGGUGCUGAUAUCACAGGUUCCUGUUCCCAUGGACGCGCAGUCACUUACUAUGUAGAAGCUGUGGAAAGGGAUGAUUUUGCUUCAGUUAAAUGCGGUAACUAUAAGGAGGCUGUUGCCAAGAAAUGUGGUUCGACUUAUAAUUCUGCUCGUAUGGGUGCUAUUACCAAUGCCUAUAUGGUUGAGGGUGACUUUUAUGUACCUGUCAAUAGCCAGGCUCCCUAUGGUAAAUUAGCUUAAUUUAAUAUAUAAGAAUUGCUUUAAAAGCAUGUAUUUAAUAAAAUGAAAAAAUUUA